UCGCUGGGUGCACGACUCCUGUCUCACGGGAAACAGGCGACGGAAACGCACUUUGGGUUUGAAACGGUGUCGGAGGAGGAGAAAGGGGGCAAAGUUUACCAUGUGUUUGAAAGUGUGGCCAAGAAGUAUGAUGUGAUGAAUGACAUGAUGAGUCUUGGUAUCCAUCGCGUUUGGAAGGAUUUGCUGCUCUGGAAGAUGCACCCGCUCCCUGGGACCCGGCUGCUCGACGUUGCUGGGGGCACAGGUGAUAUUGCAUUUCGGUUCCUUAACUAUGUCCAGGCUCAGCAUCAGAGGAAGCAGAAGAGGCAGUUAAGAGCCCAACAAAAUUUAUCCUGGGAAGAAAUUGCCAAAAAGUACCAGAAGAAAGAGGACUCUUUGGGUGGUUCCUAUGUCAUGGUCUGUGACAUCAACAAGGAGAUGCUCAAAGUUGGAAAGAAGAAAGCCCACACUCGAGGAUACAAAGCUGGACUUGCUUGGGUAUUGGGAGAUGCUGAAGAACUGCCCUUUGACGAUGACAAGUUUGAUGUUUACACCAUUGCCUUUGGGAUCCGGAAUGUGACCCACAUUGAUCGGGCACUCCAGGAAGCCCAUCGGGUCCUGAAACCAGGAGGACGGUUUCUCUGCCUGGAGUUUAGCCAAGUGAACAAUCCCCUUGUAUCCAGGCUUUAUGAUCUGUAUAGCUUCCAGGUCAUUCCUGUCCUGGGAGAGGUCAUUGCAGGAGACUGGAAGUCCUAUCAGUACCUUGUAGAAAGUAUCCGAAAGUUCCCAUCUCAGGAGGAAUUCAAGGAGAUGAUAGAAGAUGCAGGUUUUCAGAAGGUGACAUAUGAAAGUCUAACAUCAGGCAUUGUGGCCAUUCAUUCUGGCUUCAAAUUAUAA
This is a messenger RNA of Orycteropus afer afer, 876 nucleotides long. RefSeq names its product coenzyme Q5, methyltransferase (gene COQ5). The record is from RefSeq and is a predicted model, not a curated record. The annotation marks the transcript as partial. Gene Ontology annotation, molecular function: methyltransferase activity. NCBI's taxonomy places the organism in Eukaryota, Metazoa, Chordata, Mammalia, Tubulidentata, Orycteropodidae. The transcript has 7 exons. Gene Ontology annotation, biological process: ubiquinone biosynthetic process.